AAACCAAACCAUGGCAUGAUUUUUUCUUUUAUUUAAUAAACAAAAAUAGUAACUUCCCCAAAUGGCUAAAAUCAAAAGCCAAUUUAAUAGUCAACCUACGUGUCAAUAUCAACCACGUCAUCACUUUCACCUAUAAAACGUUCCCGCCCACUUGCAUAAUCCCAAAACAAAGAAGAGUAAACCAUGAAACUAACCAACUCCACUCUCUUCUUCCUCAUCUCUCUCUUCUGUUUAUCUCCAGCUUCAGCUUCAUCGAGCAAGCCUCAGGUUUCGGAUGGCUCCACCAUCUUGUUCACGACGAUAGGGAGACCCACUUUCGAAUUCGACAUCUUCACCCUCCCCACAAACAAACGUCCACCGUCUCCCGCCGAUGAGCACCGUCUCACCGAUGGCACAUCCAUUAAUUUCAACGGCCAUUUCGCUUCUCCUUCACCGGCGCUUAUCUCACUUCUACCCAACAACUCUCGUAUUCAACCACAAGACUCGUCUCUUGUACAUCUCAUCUACGUUACCGAGAGAUAUGGAACUCCUACCUUGAACUACGACGUCGUUCAUAACGAUAACUCCGGAUCUAGAGUUCGGGUUCCGUUAUUUUCCGGCGAAAACCAACAUAACGGCAUGAGUGUAAACUCGAUGAAAGAUAAACCUGUUUUGAGUAACAAGUAUCUCGUCUACGUGUCGACUCAUGAGAACCCGGGUAAGCCAAUGGCGAGUUGGGCUGCCGUUUACUCGACCGAGUUAAAGUCUAAGUCGACUAAGCGGUUGACACCACCUGGCAUCGCUGAUUUUUCUCCGGCUGUGUCUCCGUCUGGGAAAUGGACCGCCGUGGCUUCGUUCGGAGAGAAAGGCUGGACUUGGAGCUUCAUUGAGAAAGCGAUCGGUUCAGACAUCUACGUUUUUUUGACUCGUGAUGGGACUCAGCGAGUCAAAGUGGUCGAGCAAGGUGGGUGGCCGAGCUGGGUCGACGAUUCGACUAUAUAUUUCCACCGUAAAAGCGACGACGGCUGGAUCAGCGUGUACAGAGCGAUUUUACCCAAAACUGGACCGGUUAACACCAAAUCGGUUACGAUUCAACGAGUCACACCACCUGGUCUUCACGCGUUCACACCCGCCGCGUCACCAAACAACAGCGACUUCAUCGCGGUGGCUACAAGGAGGCCAGGAUCAGACAUCCGCCACGUGGAGCUCUUUGAUUUAAAGAAGAAGGAGUUCGUCGAGUUGACUCGUCUCGUAUCGCCGAAGAGUCAUCACUUUAACCCGUUUCUCUCCCCUGACUCGUCCCGAGUGGGAUACCAUACCUGCAGAGGCGACGCAACUGGUCGGAAAACUCCUCGUAACCUCCUCCAGAACAUUAGAACCACUUCCAACGACCUUUCUUUGUUCAGAUUCGACGGUGCGUUCCCGACAAUCUCACCUGAAGGUGAUCGAUUCGCGUUCCUCUCUUUCAAAGGCGUUUUCAUUGUGAAAUCAGACGGUUCAGGUCUACGUCAGAUACUUCCACAGAUGGGAUUUGGAACAGUCUGGGAUCCGGUUCGACGUGGAAUCGUCUACACAAGCUCAGGUCCCGGUUUAGCUCCAGGGAAAUCUCAAAUCGAUAUUCUCGCUAUUAACGUCGAUGCAACAAAUCCAUCAACCGCCGUUAAGAAACUCACAACCUCCGGUCAGAACAACGCGUUCCCAUGGCCAUCACCUGACGGUAAACGUAUCGUGUUCCGUUCUGCUCGGUCCGGUACCAAAAACCUUUACAUAAUGGAUCUAGAGAAAGGUGAAUCCGAUGGUUUGUUCCGGUUAACCAGCGGAAACUGGAACGACACGAUAGCUACUUGGUCACCAGACGGUAAUUGGAUUGUGUUUGCAUCGAACCGGGAAUUCCCCGGUACGUUGUUGAUGAAUUUGUACGUGAUUCACCCGGAUGGAACCGGUUUAAGGAAGCUGGCGCAGAACUUGACCGGUGGGGUAUCGAUGCAUCCGAUGUUUAGUCCCGACAGUAAGAGAAUCGUGUUCACUUCCAUUUAUGCUGGAAUCUCCGCGGAGCCGAUCGCUACUCCGCAUUUCAACGUACCGAGUAGUGAGAUCUUCAUGGUGAAUUUGGACGGCUCUGGUUUGACGAGGCUAACCCACAACUCAUUGGAAGAUGGACCACCCAUGUGGUUCCCCAAGAUCAAGGCGACCGGUGAUGUGGCUUGGCCUAAGAGGUUUGGGCCUAGCUGCUCUAUCGAAGAUUUCAAGACGCCCAACACGACCGGGAAAAUGGAAGUGAAUAAGCGGGCAACAAUGUCAAUGUGUGUUGUUCCUUCGCAAUGAUUCGUUUUGUAGAACAGUAGAAGUAAGUAACUUGUCAAGAUGAUAUAUCGUUUCAAGUAUUGGGGUAGUUUAUACAAAAACAAAACAAAAAAGUAUUGGGGUAGCGUAACAAAUAAUAUUCCUUGUAACAUUUUCAAUAAUUUUUAUAAUAAUACCAACAUUUCAUCUUAGAAAUAAAAGAAUCAACGGUUGCAAUGA
Messenger RNA from Capsella rubella, 2502 nucleotides. RefSeq lists its product as uncharacterized. The record is from RefSeq and is a predicted model, not a curated record. The coding region runs from base 184 to 2304 and encodes 706 amino acids. The transcript has a single exon. Gene Ontology annotation, biological process: proteolysis. Lineage: Eukaryota; Viridiplantae; Streptophyta; Magnoliopsida; Brassicales; Brassicaceae.